AUGAAACGUUUUACGUUCAGAAAAAUUUCUCUGAAAAUCCAGUUCUGGUUUUGGCUCUAUGGAAUCCUGUUUGUUUCCAUGGUUUUGUUGGGGUUUAAUCCGUACCUGUUUGAAAGCACAUACAAAUCACCAAUCACUGCUAUUUACAAAACCGUUGCGAGAGACCGUGGGGUGGAUUUCAAAUGUAUUUGGAGUGUAGUAGACAAUCGUACAAAGUGUAAACCAGUGUGUGGGUACGGAUAUUUCGGACUUUACGGAAUGGAGACGUGUCACCCAUGGCUUGAUUGUGAAGGACUUAAGAACAUAAAAGGACAUGAGAAAAUAAAUACAAGUGUUAUAGGUUAUGUGAAGGAAGUAUGGAUCAGUAAAUGGGAAGAUUAUGAAGUAGCUGUUAAGAGGCUGAGGACAGAUCUCCAUGGUCCAGAAUCAAAGGACGAAUUUUAUCGAGGUAUACAAUUCCUGAGGGACUUUUCAGAUCUACCAGAGGUUUUACAACUUGUAGGUCAAUGCAAAGACACACUGGUGACAGAGUUACAUGCCCUCAACGACGCUACCAACUUGGAGAACCAUCUGAAGAUUUAUAAAGACUUUGAUAAUGCUUCCACUAGAUUCCGCCUCUGUGUGGAUUAUGUACAUAUUCUCACUAUGCUUCAUUCUGGUCGAGGCGGGAAAGUUUACGCUCUCUGUGAUGCUAAUGACAAGUAUAUUCUUUUACAACAAUACCUUUUGACAGACGAUUUUCGACUCAUCAUCAACGAUAUUGAUUCUCUUGUCGGUUUUCCAGUAAAUGAUGGUGUUACAGAGAAAAGACUGUGUCCAGUCAAAACUCGGAAUUACUCGGUGUUGUUUAAUGCCCCAGAACAAAGGUGGAGACCUAUUGAAGAAAAACCAUUUAACAAUUCAAAGAUGUCACCUUAUGAUGAGAAAAUCGACAUCUGGAAAAUUCCUGAUGCUUGUAAAAGUUUUCUUUAUCACAUGGAUGUUAAAGUAAAGGUUCUGCCACACUUAAACCUUAUACACCAGCAGUGCAAAAGCAAGGAUCCUAAAAAUCGACCUAAUGCAAAGGAAGUUCUAAAGAUCUAUGAAGAUAUAUACCAAAAAUUGUUCGGAAUUCGAAUUAAUGCCUGA
Messenger RNA from Saccostrea echinata, 1128 nucleotides. Its product is annotated as protein O-mannose kinase-like. Gene Ontology annotation, molecular function: phosphotransferase activity, alcohol group as acceptor; carbohydrate kinase activity. Lineage: Eukaryota; Metazoa; Mollusca; Bivalvia; Ostreida; Ostreidae. The transcript is spliced from 3 exons. The record is from RefSeq and is a predicted model, not a curated record. Bases 1 to 1128 code for a protein of 375 amino acids. Gene Ontology annotation, cellular component: endoplasmic reticulum membrane. Gene Ontology annotation, biological process: protein O-linked glycosylation; carbohydrate phosphorylation.